This is a messenger RNA of Larimichthys crocea (large yellow croaker), 4080 nucleotides long. It is a transcript of the gene snd1, whose product is annotated as staphylococcal nuclease and tudor domain containing 1. The record is from RefSeq and is a predicted model, not a curated record. Gene Ontology annotation, molecular function: RNA binding; nuclease activity. NCBI's taxonomy places the organism in Eukaryota, Metazoa, Chordata, Actinopteri, Sciaenidae. Gene Ontology annotation, cellular component: cytosol; RNAi effector complex; nucleus. Bases 296 to 3031 code for a protein of 911 amino acids. Gene Ontology annotation, biological process: mRNA catabolic process; regulatory ncRNA-mediated gene silencing. The transcript is spliced from 24 exons.
UUGCUCCGGAAGUCUUUACUUCACUUCGUUCGUGCGGCGGAGAGGCGCCCUUCAUUCGCUCCCAUUCAUUUCGCUCUCACGGACCCGGACGUGUUUUGACGUGUGUGUAUGCAUGGCACACGGUGUGUUUCCGGUAUAACGUGUGUGUUGAUCGGCGUUCAGCCUUUUUCCACUUUGGCUUUCAGUAGAACAGUCACUCACUUCAAGAGUCCCCCCCACAGCUUUCCCCUUUAAAAAACCUGCUCACCCCUUUUUCUUUUUUAAACGGCGUUAUAUAGAUUUCAAACCGGUGGACAUGGCAUCUGUUUCGGCACCAGCUCAGACUGCUCCUGCUCCGUCUGCUCCUCUGCAAAGAGGAAUUGUGAAAAUGGUCUUGUCAGGCUGUGCCAUCAUUGUUCGGGGCCAGCCUCGAGGUGGCCCACCCCCGGAGCGUCAGAUCAAUCUCAGUAAUAUCCGAGCUGGGGCCAUGGCCCGCCGAGCCGCUCAGGGCCAGCCCGAGCCCAAGGACACCCCCGAUGAGCCAUGGGCCUUCCAAGCCAGAGAGUUCCUGCGCAAGAAGCUAAUCGGCAAAGAAGUGUGCUUCACUGUGGAAAUCAAGACUAGCUUGGGCAGGGAGUACGGCAUGGUCUACCUGGGGAGAGACACAGCCGGCGAGAACAUUGCUGAGUCUUUGGUGAACGAGGGCCUUGCCACAGUCCGCAGGGAAGGAAUCAGAGGGAACAAUCCAGAGCAGGCCAGACUCUGUGAAUUGGAGGACCAGGCAAAGGCUUCCAAGAAGGGCCAGUGGAGCGAGGGCGGCGGCACACACACCAUCCGCGACAUGAAGUACACCAUAGAGAAUCCCCGCAACUUCGUUGACUCGUUGCACCAGAAACCUAUCAACGCUAUCAUCGAGCAUGUGCGUGACGGCAGUGUUGUUCGUGCCUUGCUGCUCCCGGACCACUACCUGGUCACUGUCAUGCUGUCUGGAGUUAAGUGUCCCACGUUCAAGCGGGAAGCGGAUGGUGCAGAGACACCAGAGCCGUUCGCAGCAGAGGCCAAAUUCUUCACCGAAUCCCGUCUCCUGCAGAGAGACGUUCAGAUCAUUCUGGAGAGCUGCCCAAACCAGAUCAUACUGGGAACCAUCCUUCACCCGAACGGCAACAUAACAGAACUCCUGUUGAAGGAAGGCUUUGCUCGCUGCGUGGACUGGUCUAUGGCCGUCUACACCCAGGGAGCUGAGAAACUCCGAGCUGCUGAAAGAUCUGCUAAAGAGCGCAAGGUUCGAAUCUGGAAGGACUACGUGGCACCCACAGCCAACUUGGACCAGAAGGACAGGCAAUUCGUAGCCAAGGUAAUGCAGGUGGUCAACGCUGAUGCCAUGGUGGUCAAGAUGAACUCCGGUGAAAACAAGACCAUCCACCUGUCCAGCAUCCGGCCCCCCAGAAUUGAGGGAGAGGAGAAGAACAAGGACAAAGACAAACGUUUCCGUCCGCUCUAUGACAUCCCCUAUAUGUUCGAGGCCCGCGAGUUCCUGAGGAAGAAGCUCAUCGGUAAAAAGGUGAAUGUGACAGUUGACUACAUCAGAGCAGCCACCGGUCCAGGAGAAAGCACCCCUGCCUUUGCAGAACGUACCUGCGCCACAGUCACAAUCGGCGGCAUUAACAUAGCGGAGGCACUGGUCAGUAAAGGCCUGGCCACAGUCAUCAGAUACAGACAGGAUGACGACCAGCGCUCCUCCCACUACGACGAGCUGCUUGCCGCAGAGGCACGAGCCAUCAAGAACGGGAAAGGGCUGCACAGCAAGAAGGAGGUUCCCAUCCACAGAGUGGCUGAUAUCUCUGGAGAGACACAGAAAGCCAAGCAGUUCUUGCCCUUCCUGCAGAGGGCUGGUCGGUCAGAAGCUGUGGUAGAAUAUGUCUUCAGCGGCUCCCGCCUCAAGCUGUACAUGCCCAAAGAGACCUGUCUCAUCACAUUCCUCCUUGCCGGUAUUGAAUGUCCACGCAGUUCCAGGAAUAUGCCUGGAGGGAUGCAGGUGGCUGAACCCUUCAGUGACGAGGCCAUGCUGUUCACCAAAGAGCUGGUGCUGCAACGGGAGGUUGAAGUUGAAGUGGAGAGCAUGGACAAAGCAGGGAACUUCAUUGGCUGGCUGCACAUCGAGGGUGUGAAUCUGUCUGUGGCUCUGGUAGAAAACGCUCUGUCUAAGGUCCACUUCACAGCAGAGCGCAGCGCCUACUACAAAACCUUGGUCUCGGCAGAGGAGGCAUGCCGACAGAGGAAAGAGAAGAUCUGGGCCAAUUACGAGGAGAAACCAGUCGAGGAGGUUGUGCAUGUAUCCGAGGAGAAGGAACGAGUGGCCAACUACAGAGCAGUAUAUGUCACCGAAAUCAGCGACACCCUGCACUUCUACACCCAGGACGUAGAGACAGGAGGUCAGUUGGAGAGUCUGAUGGAGACCAUGAGAGCAGAGAUCGCUGCCCAUCCGCCAGUGGAAGGUUCUUACGCUGCACGCCGCGGAGACUACUGCAUAGCCAAGUUUGCUGAUGGCGAAUGGUACAGAGCCAGAGUGGAGAAAGUUGAGUCACCAGCAAAGGUCCAUGUCUUCUACAUUGACUACGGCAAUAGAGAAGUUGUGUCGUCCACUCGUCUGGCUGCCAUGCCCCCUGCCUUCAGCACCAGGACCCUGCCAGCACAGGCUACCGAGUAUGCCUUCGCCUUUAUCCAGAUCCCACAGGACGAGGAUGCCCGUGCUGACGUGGUGGACUGCAUUGUGAGGGACAUCCAGAACAGCCAGUGCCUGUUGAACGUGGAGUACUCGGGCGUCACCUGCCCACAUGUCACAAUACAGUUUGGCGACACCAAGGACGACGUGGGUCUCGGCCUGGUCAAGGAGGGAUUGGUGAUGGUGGAUGUCCGCAAGGAGAAGCACCUGCAGAAGAUGGUGACGGAGUACCUGAACAGUCAAGAAUCUGCCAAGAGUGCCAGGCUUAACAUUUGGCGCUACGGAGACUUCCGCGCGGACGACGCAGAUGAGUUUGGUUACAGGCGUUAAAGAAAGGAAGAAAAACAGAAAACCGACCAUCCAACCAACACCAUUCCAAAGACCAACGUGGACGGCGAGUGACGCUUUGAACAGAAGACAAAGUUAAAAGAAAACUAAACGACAAGCAUCGACUCACUUUUCUUUUAUUUGACAAUUCAUCCCUCCAGUUCUGACUUCUCUUCUGCUAAUACCUUUAUUAUUUUUUCCCCUUCUCCAGCUAGCCCCCUGUAGCUCCAAAUAGAGCAUGCUAGAAAUGCUAAAAAUAUAAAAAAAAUAAUCAUCAUGCCAAGAUGCAAUGAUCACUUUGCAUUCAUCCUUUUUAUUUUUCCUAAUGGGCCACUGCCAGCUCACGCAGCCUGCACUAUUGCCAAUCUGUGUUAUUUGCCAUGUUACCUUUUCAGCAGACUUCCUGUGUGAAUGAUGAUAAUUAACGAUACUUAAACUUGCGUAUGUGUUUGAGCCGAUCAUGUUCUUUGCUCUCUGAUGCUCUGGCCCCGGUUUCCUGCUUUUCCUCUGUACAGGAAGGGAUCGGGUCUGUCGGGGGGUGGGGAGACGCUUGAUUUUUUUUUUUUUUUUUUUUUUUUUUUUUUUUUUUUGCAAACAAAUGCUUCCCUAAUAAAUUUCAUGUAAAUGUGAGGAUAUGUUGAAAAGUGUAAAUGGAUUUAUUUUAGAGAAAUACUGUAGGUGGAGCCACACAGACAAAAUAAAAAUGAAAAAAAAAAAAAGGACAAGUUUAUUUUUGUCUUCGAUGUAUAUCUGUGUGAUGAUGACAUUUGCAGAUGUUUUUUUGUGGGGAGUGUUUUGUCGUUUAUUCACUUAUGUCACACUUUUAUGACCAGUAAACAUGGAAUGCCGUCAAGAGGCAUUUUAUCAUCUCUCUAUCUUUCUCCUGUAAAGUUUACAUUCUAGUAAUGGUUAUGAACCUCGUCUUGGGCAGUCUCUUCUCUUUCUGUCUCUGUAUGCCAUAAAGCAGAAACAGUGUUUUGAAUUUGUUUCCACAUAAUGGACCUUUGCAUUCUAUUAAAAAUCUGCUGAAUAAAAAUAAGCAAACUUAAAAA